This is a messenger RNA of Scylla paramamosain (green mud crab), 6646 nucleotides long. Its product is annotated as caspase-9-like. Bases 457 to 2313 code for a protein of 618 amino acids. Gene Ontology annotation, molecular function: cysteine-type endopeptidase activity. The transcript is spliced from 5 exons. Lineage: Eukaryota; Metazoa; Arthropoda; Malacostraca; Decapoda; Portunidae. The record is from RefSeq and is a predicted model, not a curated record. Gene Ontology annotation, biological process: proteolysis.
GCCACUCGAGUCCCCUUAAAGGCAACACAGGUCCCCUCGUCACCAAUCUGUCGCUUAGCCACAUGUGCAACGUCUUACUUGAGCAAUACAAGUUCUUUGUUGUUGCGGAGCCACAACUCGCUUUCUCGAAGCUGCACCAAACAACUAGUGGUGGGAGCGUUAGGGAGUAAAACUUGCCAGUGCAGGGGGAUUGGGCGUAGCAGAUCCUUUAGCGUCAUGACCCACCGUGGGAGUCUUGGACAGGUGGAGCACACACCUUCCCCGGCGCCUGCUAGACUCCCUCGUCCUCCUUGGUAGUUCCCUCGCCAACCUGACCUUGUUGUGCAACGACAAACACUACUGUUUCAAGAGGGAAGUUUCAAGACACUUGUGCUUAAAUUUUGGAUAACCCUUUCGACUACACUGUUUGGGGACUGGCACCUUCAGUGGGGCGUCGUAGGUCUUCGCUGAGGGCCCAUGAGCCUCAGCUUCAGGCAGAUGAUGAGGGAUUUCGCCGAUUUUUUCACUCUGAGAAGAAGCAAAAAACUAAGAGAGAAGAACACCCGUGAUUCCUUAGGGAAAAACAAGAGGAAGAGAAAGCAGCAGCUCCAACAGCAGCAGCAGCUGCUUCAGCAACAACAACGGCAGCAGCAGCAGCAGCAGCAGCAACAGCAGCAGCAGCAGCAACGACAACAACAGGAACAGCAGCAGGAACAGCACUAUGAGCAGCACCAUCUACAGCAUCAGCUGCACCGGGAACAUCAUCAUCAUCAGCAGCAACAACAACAAAAGGAAAAUGGUGAAGAGGAGAGUGAGGUGAAUUUAUACCUGGAAAAAUCAGAUCAGUCCAACAGUUCUCACACCGACUCGGAUGAUUCAGUAUUCUCGGAGGACGAGACUUGUUCACUCCAAGCUGGCGAGUCACACGCAGCCUCAGAUGACGAGCGCAACGAUGGCGGUGAUGGAGGGUUAGCGGGUUGUUUCUACGUGUCCAGAAAGCACUCUAGGACUAUGCCUUCCAUUGUUAUAGAAGAUGGGCCACGCCUCAAUCCUAGUCGAGGCUCGAUUGGUAGCAGGCACAGAAGUGAGUCUCAUAUUUUGAUGAGUCAGACUCGUCCGUCUACCACCGACGCGGCCACCUCUCAGGAACGAUCACCAGAAAUCACCUUCGAUGAGACCGCCAGGGGCACGAGCGGCGGGAGGGGAUGGAACUACUUUCGGCGCCCCAAGAAGACGUCGUUCACUGUCAAGUACACCAAGGUCUAUGGGGAGGGUGAUGGCGCCUAUAGGAACGACUCUACCCCUCGAGGCCUGGUCUUUGUGUACAACUUUUCAAAAUUCAAGAAUGACGAGUACAGUGAGAGAGUGGGAUCCGAGAAAGACUUUGACAACAUGAUUAACCUCUUCCAGCAGUUGGGUUACGAUCCCUUCCACCGUCGCCGCCGUUACUGCUUGUCGGGCUACAUCACUAAAAAGACCUUCAUGGAGAAACUGGGGCUCUUCGCGAAGGAGCUAAAACAUAAAGUGUUGUGUUCAUGUGUGGUGAUCCUGAUGAGUCACGGCACAGGCCCCAAGACCUUCGUGACUUCGGACAACCAGGAAGUGGACCUGCUUGAUGUGUACAAGAUUUUUGACAACAUUAACUGUCCCUUCCUGCAGGGCAAGCCAAAGAUAUUCAUUCUGCAGUUCUGCCGCAGCCGAGCAAUUACUUCAGGCAGGGAAAGGACAUCGCCUGAACAGCUGCAACUUAACAAUGAGCAAAUGGAAAGAAUAGUCAAAGAACAAGUCAGCGAGUUCAUGCGGAAGUAUAUUAGAAAACUUUCUUUCAGCACUUUUGUUGGACAUGGCGUAGACAAAAACCAGCUGUUUGUGCAUAUUGAGGAAAAAAGCCGGCAAGCGUCACUGGCCUCCCUGUCCUCGGGUAUAAUAGAUCAGGAGCAAACUAAGGAAGGAGCACAAGUAAGCGGCAGCACUCUUCCCGGUCACUACGAGACCGAUACUAACCGAAUCCUUGCCAUGCCUCAGGUGGGCUUCCAGCGGUACUCGGACAUGUACUCCAUCUUUUCCACAUCCCCAGGCGAGCUGUCGCACCGCCACCCGGAGAAGGGCUCGCUCCUCAUCCAGGCGAUCUGCCAUGUGUUCGCCGAGUACGCUUACCAAGACGAGAUCGACACGCUGGUGCGCCGCGUCUCCACCUACAUGACCAAGACGCUGCAGAAGGACGAUCCCAUCACAGUACCUCGCCAGACCUGCGAAAGAACCAACAACGGCCUUGACAAGCUCUUCUACUUCAACCCCUACGAAAUGGUUCAGGAUCGCCAGUUUACAAUUUGAGCGACCCACGCCUCGGAAUCGCAAUCCAGUAUGUUGACCAAGGAUACAAACACAAGAGACACGUUCGUUCGUUUUUUGGUAAUGAAGGAUGGUGUGGUAUGAAAUACGCCUCAACAGAAAUAUUGCCACUGUUGUAGUUCACAUGUCACAAGACUGAUCCUCGAAGCUUCUGUGUGCGUGGUGCCAUGGUUCGUUUAAGGCGAAGAGAAGGCGACGGUUGUAGAAAAGUGAAUAUCCAUAUGCCAGGUAAACGUCGUGGUGCUUGUGAUUGGCCACUUUACUGCUGGUGGUGCUGUUGGUGACUGACCGACAACUUUACUGCUGGUGCUGGUGCUGAUGACUGACUGGCCACUUUAUUGCUGGUGUUGGUGCUAGUGACUGGCCACUCAACUACUGGUGGUGCUGCUGGUGACUGACUGGCAACUCUACUGCUGGUGCUGGUGACUGGCCACUCUACUGCUGUUGGUGUUGCUGGUGACUGACUGGCCACUCUACUACUGAUGGUGCUGCAGGUGACUGACUGGCCACUCUACUGUUGUUGGUGCUGCUGGUGACUGACUGGCCACUCUACUGCUGGUGGUGCUGAUUGGCCACUCUACUGCUGCUGCUGGUGUCUGACUGGCCACUCUACUGCUGCUACUGGUGCUGGUAACUGACUGGCCACUCUACUGCUGCUGGUGGCUGACUGGCCACUCUACUGCUGGUGCUGGUACUGGUGACUGAAUGGCCAAACUCAUGCUGCUUAGCCUGCUACAACACUAGUCCUUCUACUGGAUGGUUACACAACUACUGUCCCCCUGGAUGGCAACACUGGUCCUUCUAGUGAUGGUUAGAAUACAACUCUGUCCUUGGAUGGCCACACAACAGUUCCCCUACUGGAUGGUUAGACUACUACUGACCCUGGAUGGCCACACUAUACCUCCCACACAUAUACUGCCCACACUCCUGCUGCACCUCUGGAUAGCCACACUAUAGUUUCCCCUAGCUAGCCAUCCCAUUGUUCCCUUUUAUCAUCCUUUAUUGUGCCGGCCCAGUUGUAUGAUCACCCUUAUAAAAACAGGCUUCAGUCAUUGCUGUGACACAGGAAGGGCGCGACGUACAGAAUGGAAGAUGCGUUCUAUUGGGUAUUAAAAGAUAGCAUUAAGAGUUAGUUUAUUGUGGGGAAUACACAUCCCCUAAAACCCUUCUAGGGAGCACAUCCCCCUAAAUCCUUCUAGGGAACACUUGCCUUAAACCAUUCUAGGAAACACGUUCUCUACACACACUCCUGGGGAAACACUUCUACACACACUCUCCUCCCGCAUUCCAACAACACUGACAUAAGAAAUAUCUACACUUGAUGACCGUUGCCGUGGAAAUUAUUGCGUUGGUGGACAAGAGGGCAGGGCGGUGUUCUGGGAGCAGGGAGAGUACACAGGGACGCGGGAGCAUAACGUGAAAAGGUGUGGCGGGGUGGGGCAAGACUGAGCGGGUUACGUAUGGACGAGCACUCGAGAUCUCAAGUCCGCGUAGUGUGGAAAGAGAAAACAGGGCGCGGAAGCCUGUGGUACUGAGGCCACUCAAGAGAUGGGGUUGGAUUGCUGUCCGUUAUUCCACAGCAAUAGGUUAGUUUAGGCUCCUGUACUUAAUAUCACAUUAAUAAUCAGGUAACAGUACCACAGCAAGGAAAGGAGCACUUUAAGUUCUCAUUUAUUAGCUUUCAACGCAGUCUGCUCUGUCUUAUGUCACUCUCCGUAAUUAGUUCCAUUUCUUUGUCUUAACCCAUUAAGUACUACACAUAACUUUUGAGCUCAUGAAGCUGCUAAUUGUUUAGUCACGACAGUCAAUGAUAUGCAGAUGUGAUGGAUGAGUAAUUAUGAUUUUAAACGCAAAAUUGUGAAAAUAUCAACCUUAACUUAAAAUUCUGAAAAGGUAUUCAGAAUAUGACUAACAUGAUGUGAUACUGAAAGGCCAAGUCCUUUGAUCUGCUAAAGAAUAUCAACUGAGAGAUUUUGUAAGAAGUUUGGCAUUAGAUCCGAGGAUUUAAGAUUGAAGGAAACGUUACAAUGGAAGUGAACGUGGGAUUCUGCUACAAGGAUACAAGACGUGAUAAACUGCUCGGAGGUCCCUGUAUAAAACAUGCCUACCUAUUUUCACCUAUCGUCACCAUCCAUAGAUCUGUCUUAUCUUUUCAAGCUCCCCAUUGACUCAGCACUACCAACCUGACUACUGAGUCUUUUUCCGCUCAUCCACCACUCAAGUUUCUCCCUCUUUUAAAUCGAACACUGUCAAGCUUCAACCCGUUAUUUUGUCUUCAGUCCUACUGUUUCUUCCCAUCUCUUGUUUACAUCGAACUUUAUCAUACCUGAACACAUUUUUGUAUUUAUCCUACUGUUUCUUCCCAUCUCUAGUAUAAAUAUCACUUUAUCAAUCUUGACACCCUCAUUUCAUAUUUUAUUCUAAUGUCUUUUCUUUUUUUCUCAUCUCUUUUAGAUCUAACAUUAUCAAACUGGAACUUGCUACUUCUUGUCCUGUCCUACUGAACCUGAUAUCACCACAGGCUGCGGCGCCUGUUGCUCUCGCCCACACGGACACAAAUAAAUAUCAUAUAAUCCUGACGCACACUCACACAUACACGGGGAGGGAAAAUGUACACUCCGCGCACAGACGGACACGGAUAUGGGGUCAGGGGAAGGUGAGGUUCGAAGCUCCACGUGAUUGAUUGACUUAAGAUGUACAUGGACUGACUAUUGUUAUUAUUAUUUAUUUUAUUAUUAUUAUUAUUGUUGUUGUUGUUAUUUUUUAUUUUUAUAUGUAAAUCUUGAGCAGAACAAAGACUUCGCAACUUUCACUAUCACAGCACGCACAUUCAUCAUCAUUCUCUCUCUCUCUCUCUCUCUCUCUCUCUCUCUCACACCUACGUCUAGUAUAACAUUUAACUAUAUACUUUAAAUGCUCUGAUAGUUUUAUAAAUCUUCACUAUUUAACACCAACAGGAUGAAUGUACAAUAUUAUUAUUAUUAUUACUAUUAUUAUUAUUAAUACCGGACAGGUGGGUGAGGGGGCGGCCGGCUGAGGGCGAGAUGAUUGGCGGGGAGAAGGUGGGAGGGACGGGAUGACGGGAGGGAAGGGGUGGAGGCGACGGUUGAAGGGUAUGGGGAGAGAGGAGAGGGAAGAGGGGGUGGAAUGGUAUUAGAGUAGUUAGUCGUCAUUAUUUUACAAACGACAAUUCACUUGGUUAAAUACUCGUACUGUAGUUACGUAGAUUGGGAGAGGGCGGGGAGGGAGGACCGGCUGGGCAGGGCGAGGUGGGGCAGGAGGGAGAGAAAGGGAGGCUGGCUAGACUGCCAUUACCACCACAACCACAAUUACCAAAACUACCUCCACCAAAACCACAGCAACUACCAAUUCCAUCCCUGCCUACUACCAUCACCACUGCAGACACCACCACCUUCAGCACCGGUUUCCCUGUCACGGCUCGUCAGGCAUACUCACGCCCUUUACGGCCCGACCGCUACUGAUUCUCUCCUCUUCAGCCUCUCAAGCCCCGUCACUGCGUCUCCGCCCGCGUGGUGCCCAAGCCGGCGGUGACGAGGGCGGGAGCUAUUGAGUUGUGCAGCUCUCGGAACACUGCAUCCACCCGGCGGAAUGUUCUUGCUUCCCGUUGUCUUACUGAGUCCACUGUUCCUGUGCUCUUCCCGGCAACACAUCACUGUCGCAACCUGAGCACGACAAACACACACACACACACACACACACACACACACACACACACACACACACUUUUCUUUGGUCUUCAUCAGUGUGGCAGUGAGAGAACUAGGGAUCGAGCAACUACAUCGGCUAGUAAUGUCUUCGUUGUUUUCAUCCUUGUAGUUGGAUGUCUCUCUCUCUUCUCCUCUGAUCCUCCCUCGCGCCCUCCCCGCUCGGCUGCCAUCUGGGUGUGAGGGGACGUGGGGGAAGGCGCUGCCUCUCCCAGGUUCCCUCACGCGGCGUAUGGAGCGCCUGGAGUCCGGGCGGCGUGGUGGUGGCUCCUCCGUGGGGACCUCACCAUACGCGACACUUCCUCUCAGGGUUCAUGGCGCUCCCCAGCGGACAGCUGAAGGCUUCGCUGAACUCUUCGGAAUUUGACAACGUGCCGAUCACCCUGAGGAGGAAAGUGUCUAUGAGUGGCAGUGGAUUUUCGCUUCAGCUACACGUAGCACAUACACACAAUCCGACAUUCAUAUUGAACUUUUUUAUUUGACAUUAAUAUUAUACUUCUUUUUUUAUAUUUUCAUUAUUUCAUAUCUUCAUUACAUCUUACGGCUUUCAUAGUGGUAUGCAAUAUGAUUAAUAAAACAAUGUUAUAAAG